AUGCCCGGCCAGAAUGAGAAGGAGGCCGUCCCCUCGAAGGACCAGGUCGAUGCCCAGGUCAAGUCCGCCGACAUGAGCGACGAGAUGCAGCAAGAAGCCAUCGAGAUCGCACAAGAGGCGAUGCUCAAGUUCAACAUCGAGAAGGACAUUGCGCAGCACAUCAAGAAGACGUUUGACGACCGCAAGGGCCCGACGUGGCACUGUAUCGUCGGCCGGAACUUUGGCAGCUUCGUUACUCACGAGACAAAGCACUUCAUCUACUUCUACCUCGGCCACUGCGCCAUCCUCCUCUUCAAGACGCAAUAG
Pseudogymnoascus verrucosus is the source of this 306-nucleotide messenger RNA. RefSeq names its product Dynein light chain (gene DYN2). Gene Ontology annotation, biological process: cilium assembly; microtubule-based process. Gene Ontology annotation, molecular function: dynein intermediate chain binding; dynein light intermediate chain binding. The transcript is spliced from 4 exons. Lineage: Eukaryota; Fungi; Ascomycota; Leotiomycetes; Thelebolales; Thelebolaceae. The record is from RefSeq and is a predicted model, not a curated record. Gene Ontology annotation, cellular component: cytoplasmic dynein complex. Bases 1 to 306 code for a protein of 101 amino acids.